AUGACCAACGGAAUCAAGUUACUCUGCCACAAAAAUUACAGGAAGGGCCAUACUUCCACCACCUGCGUAAAUAUGAUGUCAAAUUUCGAUUCCCCCCUCACUCCUGCAUCUGCAACACCUUCUUCACCUCUUUCUACCAUCGACUCACGAUCACCAACUCCUCCGCUGGCCUGUGAUUCAGUACCGCCACAAUAUAGACCCUCCAAAACCAAGAUCUUGCCAAAAAAGCGCAAAAACGGUCCAAACGAGCAAGAGCCAGCGCAAAAAAAAUUGAAAGUCUCAGGAUCACGCGAAACCAGCACAGAAUACUUGGAUAUAAUUUCUCUCAACCAAAGCAAUGAUGAGGAGCAUCACAGAGAGCAAGACCCUAAGCUCAAUAAAUUACUAGAAGUUCUCAGAACCAAACGGAAGAUAGUUGUAUUUGCUGGUGCUGGAAUUUCUGUCUCCGCUGGUAUACCGGAUUUCAGAUCAUCUAAAGGCCUCUUUAAGACAUUAUGCACUGAUCAUAAACUCAAAGCAUCCGGCAAGCAACUUUUUGACGCUGACGUGUACCGGAGUAACGAUGCUACGAGUUCAUUUCAUGCAAUGGUGCGAGAAUUAUCCAAGCAAACAAAGAAUGCAAACCCUACUCCAUUUCACAAUAUGCUUGCAACUUUAGCUGAAGAAGGCCGCCUAAUGCGACUUUAUACCCAAAAUGUUGAUGGAAUUGACGUACGAAUACAGCCUCUUGCCACAAACGUGCCUCUAAAUGUCAAGGGCCCCUGGCCCAAAGCUAUACAACUUCAUGGAGGAUUAGGGAAAAUGGUUUGCUCAAAGUGUGGCUAUCUCGCUGACUUCGACGCCUCGCUAUUUGAAGGUCCUAUAGCGCCACCUUGCACUGAGUGUGAGGAGAAGGAGGGCGUACGAGAGGCUGCAGGCCUGCGAAGCCACGGGGUCGGGCGAUUGCGCCCGAGAAUUCUCCUUUACAAUGAGCAUAAUCCUGACGAAGAUGCGAUUGGAGCUGUAAGUUUUGCCGAUAUCACAAAGGGUCCAGACGCAGUUAUCGUUGUCGGAACAAGUCUCCAGGUUCCUGGUAUCCGAAGACUAGCGAAAGAAAUGUGCCUCAGAACUAGGGAUCGAAAAAAUGGCUUUACAGCGUGGAUCAAUCGUGAUCCAGAGCCGUCCGGCUGUGAUAUAAGAGACUGCUGGGAUAUGGUUGUUAGGGCUGACUGCGAUGAUAUUGCACGAAUAGUUGGUCUCCCCAACUGGGACGACAAAGACUGCGGGAAUUAUUCUAUCGUAGAGAAUAAAGCAAAACUCCGACCUAGCAAUAGUUGUCACGUACUGGUAGAAUCAAAGGCACAACUCCGAUCUAGAAAAGGAAUACUUACACCUACCGGAACACCUCGGAAACCUUUGGAUCUUAGAAGUGUUGCCAGUCCCCCAGACCUCCCCGGAUCGAGACAACAAAGAUUAGAAUUAGGAAAUACUACAGCUUCUUCGAAAGAGAAGGUACCGGCUAAGAAACCAAGGAGAAAACCACUUCCCUCUCAACCAACGAAAAAAAUUACCAGUAAAUUUUCCGCCUCGAAAUUUUUGACAACCAAUCGGCAGCCUAGCAAGAAGCGCAAAUUAAAUACCGCAUCAAAUCUUGAUAAUCCAUCCCGCACGUUAAAACCCCAUGCCAAACAAUUAAAACCGACCUGA
Molecule: messenger RNA, 1686 nt
Organism: Blumeria graminis f. sp. triticale
Lineage: Eukaryota; Fungi; Ascomycota; Leotiomycetes; Helotiales; Erysiphaceae
Source: the annotation of a GenBank genome assembly